Messenger RNA from Cynoglossus semilaevis (tongue sole), 6196 nucleotides. RefSeq names its product neuropilin 1a (gene nrp1a). Gene Ontology annotation, cellular component: axon; focal adhesion; plasma membrane. The coding region runs from base 877 to 3651 and encodes 924 amino acids. Gene Ontology annotation, biological process: regulation of vascular endothelial growth factor receptor signaling pathway; positive regulation of filopodium assembly; sprouting angiogenesis. Lineage: Eukaryota; Metazoa; Chordata; Actinopteri; Pleuronectiformes; Cynoglossidae. The transcript is spliced from 18 exons. Gene Ontology annotation, molecular function: semaphorin receptor activity; vascular endothelial growth factor receptor activity; vascular endothelial growth factor binding. The record is from RefSeq and is a predicted model, not a curated record.
AAACCCUCGCCUGCGCAUCAGUUGGAGGAGGUGGCUCUCGCAGAGACGGACGGGGGAGAGAACUCAGUCCAGAUCUGUACGAACUCUUGGUUAUUAUUAUUAAUUUUUUUUUUGGCACUAUUUGCUUGUGUUUCUGUUGGGACGCUGUCCUUCGCCAAGUUUUAUUCGUUCGUUGCGCUUAAUGGGAGCGAGAGACACGAGGGGACCUGGAGAGAUCAGCGUGGCUGAGACUGGUCUGUUCGCCGACAGGGGAGUGAGAGUCGCGGCUUCACUGUGCGUCUUUGCGCGGUAGGGGUUACAGGUUCAGGUUGAAUCGCGCUGAGGUUUCCUCCACGUCUUUUACAAAGAAACUGUUGGAAGGAGGAGUAUUCCAGGCACCUUACUUGGACACUGCGAUAUUUUUUCCCCACAUUUUCAGCGGUAGAAACCUAUCGGAUCGUACACUUGGCUCGGCGCACGGUGAAAGUGGAGCGCGGCGGAGGUCUGGAUGCCUGCGGCUUUGGAAGUCCUCAUGGCGCAGCCAAGGAUUACUCCCUACCCGGAGAACAUUUGACGGAGUAAGGAGGCACAGGAAGUGGGGUCAUUGAUCCGCGUCUUCGUGCGCUUUAGCGUCUUUGGAGAGGAUAUGGCACAAUCGGCGCCGGAGAGAAGCGCACAGCCGGCACAGGAGAGCGGAAACAGGAGCUGAAUGACAGGAUGCCAGCGACCUGAACCCGCACUUAACUCACUUCCCAAUUCGCUUCAAAGACACUUCUUAUUAUUUAUCGCUCUGAGAGGAGAAUUCAACCACGCUUGCUGAGAAAAAAAAGCUCUGGAAGGAUUUUAAUUUUAUAAGUUUUUUAUGCGUAAUUUUACUUUUCCGGCGAUUAACCAAGGAUGCAUUGUGGAUUAGUCGUGAUCCUGUUGAUGGGAAUCCUUUUGGUGGUCAAGGCUUUCAAAAACGAUAAAUGUGGAGGCAACAUCAGAAUAUCAUCAGCCAGCUACCUCACGUCUCCCGGAUACCCCCAGUCAUACCCCCCCUCUCAGAGAUGUGCAUGGGUGAUAUCAGCGCCUGGUCCUCACCAGCGGAUCCUCAUCAACUUCAAUCCACAUUUUGAUCUGGAGGACCGGGAGUGCAAAUAUGAUUAUGUGGAGGUCCGAGAUGGAGUGGACGAGAGCGGUCAGCUCGUGGGAAAGUACUGCGGGAAGAUCGCCCCAUCUCCGGUGGUCUCGUCAGGAAACCAGCUCUUCAUCAAGUUUGUGACGGACUAUGAGACCCACGGAGCAGGGUUCUCCAUCCGAUAUGAGAUCUUCAAGACAGGUCCUGAAUGCUCCAGGAACUUUACCUCCAACAGUGGAGUCAUAAAAUCUCCUGGUUUCCCAGAGAAGUAUCCAAACAACCUGGACUGCACUUUCAUGAUCUUCGCUCCAAAGAUGUCUGAGAUCAUAUUAGAGUUCGAGAGCUUCGAGCUGGAACCAGACCCGUCACCCCCUACUGGCGUAUUCUGCCGCUAUGACAGAAUUGAGAUUUGGGAUGGUUUUCCUGGAGUCGGUCCCUACGUUGGAAGGUACUGUGGACAGAACACGCCUGGAAGGAUCAUCUCUUACACCGGCAUCUUGGCACUGACAAUCAACACCGACAGCGCCAUCGCUAAGGAGGGCUUUUCGGCAAACUUCACUGUCAUGGAAAGGAUAGUUCCGGAAGACUUUGACUGCAGCGACCCGUUGGGAAUGGAAUCAGGGGAGAUAACAUCAGACCAAAUCAUGGCUUCAACCCAGUACAGCCCCAGCUGGUCCCCGGAGCGCUCCAGACUCAACUACUACGAAAACGCGUGGACCCCUGCAGAAGACUCCAACAAGGAGUGGAUACAGGUGGAUCUCGGGUUCUUGCGAUUUGUGUCCGCUAUUGGGACUCAGGGAGGCAUUUCCCAGGAGACACACAGGGUCUACUUCGUCAAGUCCUACAAGGUGGACGUCAGCUCCAACGGGGAGGACUGGAUCACUCUGAAGGAGGGCUCCAAACAAAAGGUUUUUCAAGGCAACACCAACCCAACGGACGUUGCCAAGACGAUGCUGCCCAAACCCACGCUGACACGAUUUAUUCGGAUCCGGCCCGUUACCUGGGAAACAGGAAUCGCGCUGCGCUUCGAGGUGUACGGUUGUAAAAUAUCAGAGUACCCGUGCUCUGGCAUGCUGGGUAUGGUAUCAGGCCUCAUCACCGACAACCAGAUCACAGCGUCCUCACACACAGACCGCUACUGGGUGCCGGAGAACGCCCGUCUGCUCACGAGCAGGGCGGGGUGGACACUGCUGCCCCAGCCCCAGCCCUUCACCAGCGAAUGGCUGCAGGUGGAUCUCGGCGAAGAGAAGCUGGUCAAGGGCUUGAUCAUACAGGGGGGAAAGUACCGUGAGAACAAAGUCUUCAUGAAGAAGUUCCGCGUUGGCUACAGCAACAACGGCUCCGACUGGAGGAUGGUUUUGGACCCCGGUGGGAACAAGCCAAAGAUAUUCGAAGGAAAUAACAACUACGACACUCCUGAGCUGAGGACACUGGAGUCCCUGCUGACUCGCUUCAUCAGAAUAUAUCCAGAGAGAGCUACAACUAAUGGCAUGGGCUUGCGGCUUGAGCUUCUGGGCUGCGAAAUUGAAGUCCUGACACCCCCGCCCACCACACCUGUCCCGAGCACCACUCCAUCAGAUGAGUGUGAUGACGACCAGGCAAGCUGCCACAGUGGCACAGGUGAUGACUACGAUGUGACAGGUGGACCCACAAUACCAGCAACCACUACUAUUGAGGUGGACACCAUACCAGCUUUCCUGUGGUUUGCCUGUGACUUUGGCUGGGCCAGUGACCCAUCCUUCUGCAGCUGGACAUCAGAAGACACUGGCUCCCGGUGGCAGAUCCAGUCCAGCGGCACCCCAACACUCAACACUGGACCCAACAUGGAUCACACAGGUGGAUCGGGGAACUUCAUCUACACUUUGGCCACUGGUUCUCAAGAGUCGGAGGUGGCCCGGCUCAUCAGCCCCGUGGUCAGCUCCCCGGACUCGGAUCUGUGCGUGUCCUUUUGGUACCACAUGUUUGGUUCACACAUCGGGACGCUGCAUAUAAAGCAGCGCAAACAGACAGUUGACGGACCGGCAGACAUCCUGCUGUGGACAGUGAGUGGACAUCAGGGCAAUCGCUGGAGAGAAGGACGGGUCGUCGUACCACGGACUAACAAACCCUACCAGGUGGUGAUUGAAGGUCUUGUGGAAACAAAGAGUUGGGGAGACAUCGCUGUGGAUGACAUUAAGGUUCUGGACGGGCUCGGCGUAACAGACUGUAAAGAUCCUGAUGUACCCACGGAGCCCAUGUUACCGGAGGACAGGAUUAAUAAAAUCCUUGAAGACAUCACGGAAUAUCCAGUGUUUGUGGAGACCAAUCAAAUCAGCGGGGCAGGCAACAUGCUGAAGACGCUCGACCCCAUCCUCAUCACCAUCAUUGCCAUGUCGGCACUGGGCGUUUUCCUGGGCGCCAUCUGCGGCGUAGUGUUGUACUGUGCCUGCUCACACGGCAGCAUGUCGGACAGGAACUUAUCAGCCCUGGAGAACUAUAACUUUGAACUAGUGGACGGCGUCAAGAUAAAGAAGGACAAACUGAACGUACAGAACUCGUACUCGGAGGCUUGAGAUGGGACUUUAGGCUUCGGUGUGACUGUGUGACGUGCAGAGCUCACAGAGCGUGCACAAGACUGGCUGCGAGCGUCACCUCUCAUGUGUGUGUAUAUGUGAGUAGGUAAGCUUGAAGGACUGCCAACACCCUCAUCCUGCUGGACGAGGGACAUGUUCAGGAUCCAAUGGGGAUGUUUGGACUGAUCCGUGCUUUUCUCAGGAGCUGCAGUAAAAAAAAGAACCUACUAGUAGGGGACACUGUGUACAAAUAAAUGACAGGAAAAAAUGAUGUACAGAUGAUUAAGAUGAUAUUUUAAUUUUUCUAUUUUGUUUUUCAUUCAUUUUUACAAUCGGAUGCUGGUGUUGAGACCAAUUAAUAAUGUUUAAAGUAUUUAUCAUUUUGUGGGAAAAAAAGAAAAAAAAAGUUUCAUCAUCAGUUUGUGAAGUCUGUUGUAUAUUUUCAACUUUUUGAGAGAGACGUAAAAGUCAGAAUCGUUAGAUGAACCAUUGUUGGCAAAACUGUAGAUUUGCCCUGUGGUGUGGCAGAACAGGGUGGGUCCAUAGGACCCUGACGUGUUGUUACUUUUUCAUCUUUGACUCUGAUCACUCUAAAGUGAGGGUUCUAUUCAUGGCAAUGUACGGAUCUACCAGUGCCUUUAGUACAUUUCUGUUGGUCUCCUCUGUUGACCUUUCGUUACUGUAUGUGGUUUAAGUUAUGACUCUAGGAAACAGGGGCACGUUGUGUUCUACUAAACAGGAUAACAAUCUAUCACAGCGCUUUAUUUCGUUUAUCGUUGUCGUAUUAUUUUUUUUUUGUCCAAAAAACACACACUGUAAAUAAGUUUUUAAUAUAUUUUAUUGCCCUUUUUAAUCAAAGUAAAAAGGUAAAAAAAAAAAAAAGCUGCGGUAUCCCUUUUUUUUCAGGUGUUUCGUCUGCGUGUGUGUAAAUACAAUCUUCUGACUGUUUCUGUGGAAGGUGCAGUGUUGUGUUUUAGUUGACUAUUAUUGUUACUGUUAUUAUUAUUGCUAUUAUUUUCAUUUCAAUUGCUCACUCGGGCAGACGUUUGUGUGACGCUGAUGUUACGGCAGCUUCAACGUGCAUUCAAGCCAUGUGUCAUCGAAGGCUGCUCGACAAAAGAAAAAAAAAUACCACAAAAUUUGAAAUCUCACAUUUUAAUAUGAUAUAUUACAUGUUGACGGCACAGGAGCUGGCUAAUUCGGAGCUGUUCACCAGCGUACCAAAACAAAGACCUCCUACAAUCAUUGUUGGGUUUUUUUGCUUUAGCUAAGACGUAGACUAACUCAUCUCCUCAGACAUCACUGUGGAUUGUUCUCUGAAGGAGUGCUCUCUGGACAAUGCAGCUUGAAUGCACUUUGUUUCUGAUUCUCUUGCGAUAGUAGCCCCUUUAAAGUGGCGGCCGCUACAUAAAACUGAAGAAUGGUGCUAUUCAUUACUUUGAGGCAGACGCUCGUGUCUCACAUUGAACCCACUUUGUAUUGUUCACUUCAUAAUCUACUGUAGCUUCUAAAAAUUCACAGUGGGGCUGCAAAAAUUGUUUGGGUUUUUUUUUUUUUUUUUCUCGCUCUCUCUUUCCAUGAUGUUUUUGCGUUUCACUAGUAGCAGCCAUAACAUUGUGAUGUCACAGCUGAUGUCUUUGAGGAUGGUUCACGUUUGAUUCAGCUGAUAAUGGAAUGGCAGGUGACCUGAUUUCCUCCCAUUGGGGCUUUUACCAAAGGAUUGUUGUCUUGUUCGCUGUGAGGUACAAACACAACUGAUCAACGGGAGUGACUUUUACAGCCUCCGUAAAAAAAACAACAUUUUUUAAGGGGUGUACAGUGAACCUUACAAUGGGGCAGGACUUUGGUGUGGACUGUUGGCAUCAGGACACGAGAGGCCCAUGAGAACUGGAACUUGGCGUUUCAUGCCGUGCCACAAUCAAACAAUCAAAACUGACCACGGGAGGAGGGUGACGUCGCUCACUGUGUGCAUCGUGCGUGUGUGUAUAUGUGCUUCUGUGUUGGACACGUUCAUUUCAGAGUCACCGUUAGUCCCCGAUCUCUGCUCUACAAGACUGUAGCUCCAGUGACGUGAUGCUGAACUAGAGAACAAGGAUACUGUAGGGAGGGCUACACAGAAACAAUGUUGCACUGAUAAAUAUAUUCAAGAGGUUUAUGUGUUUAUAGCAUUCAUUUUCAGAAAAGAAAAAAAACAAAAACGAAAGAAAUGUUUAAAAACUGUUCAUUUUUUUCAUCUUUAUAAAUAUAUAAAUAUAUAGUUUCAGAUUAUGUGACAUAAUUCUGAAAUGUAAAGAUAUUGAGAUGUUUUCAUUAUUGAAAAAGGCAUAAUAGAUUUUCUGACAGUUAUGUACCUGCCCCCCAAACCCCAUUUAUGUGGCAUAUUAACGCUUCAUUUUGUACUGUCAUUCGAAUUUUGUGCAGAUUUUUUCUUUUUUUUUUUUACCAGACAACAGAAAAAAAAGACUUUUAUUUUCAAUACUGCUUCUGUAAUUUGCUGUUGUAGGGGAAAAUGAAUAAACAGCAAGGCCUUAAAAAGGUAAGAAAA